Molecule: messenger RNA, 255 nt
Organism: Trypanosoma brucei brucei TREU927
Lineage: Eukaryota; Euglenozoa; Kinetoplastea; Trypanosomatida; Trypanosomatidae
Exons: 1
Coding region: 1-255 (84 amino acids)
Biological process (GO): regulation of DNA-templated transcription
Cellular component (GO): nucleus
Molecular function (GO): transcription coactivator activity
Source: RefSeq, a predicted model, not a curated record
AUGUCAUACCAAUCCAGCGAAGCGAAAAAGGAAGAGUUCCGCAAGUACCUUGAGGGAAAGCAGGUGAUUGACACUCUCACGCGUGUGCUCGUUAACCUCUAUGAGGAACCCGAAAAGCCUGAUGAUCCGGUUGAUUUCAUUAAGAAAGUGCUCGGUGGCGCCUCCACUGCGGAUUACGAAGCGCUCCAGCAGGAGAACGCGUGCCUCAAGGCGGAAGUGGCAGCCCUCAAGAAACGGCUGAAUGAAGAGCACUAA